Messenger RNA from Cercospora beticola, 3662 nucleotides. RefSeq names its product hybrid sensor histidine kinase/response regulator. Gene Ontology annotation, biological process: regulation of DNA-templated transcription; phosphorelay signal transduction system; phosphorylation. Lineage: Eukaryota; Fungi; Ascomycota; Dothideomycetes; Mycosphaerellales; Mycosphaerellaceae. Gene Ontology annotation, molecular function: phosphorelay sensor kinase activity. The record is from RefSeq and is a predicted model, not a curated record.
GCACGGUCUGUCCAUCAAGGCUCGCACAUAUAUUCCAGACCUGAUGGCCGUAUCUUCGCAGGCAGUCGAAGACGACUCUAGCGGCCCACGAUGGCGCCGCGGCACGCUUUUCCACUCACGUCAUUAGAGUUCUCCCCGUUUGCAGUCAAGUAGAGCCUCAGACGGUCUGGAGCUCCUUGGCGGAUAGAUCGGCAGCAGCUACGUAGGACAACCGUACAGCCACUCAGAAUGGAGACAUGUGUGUAUCUUUUCCACUACCUAUACCACUGACUAUCUAGAUGUCGCGCAUGCCAUGUGGCCAGAGCAGGACGCGUCGACGCUGGACGACAUCUUUUCUAUUCUCAAACUUCGCGACAGGGACUGGCUGCAAGCGACUCUCCAGAAGCGGCUGAGCGUGCUGAAAGCGGCUUACGAAACGCCUCUUAAGCGUCACACGAGAAGUCUCAAGCACAAGCGGGAGUCCACGGACGAGUCUGCAGAAGAUGCGGAGCUACAUUAUGAUCGCGCCGAGAUUGGUCCGUUUGACCUGACAGCAGCAUCUCUGAGGCCCAGGCAAGUUGUUUCUAGUCAUGUGGCAACCUUGCGUUCCCUGGACUGGUCGUCAACCGAGUUGGGACCUAUGUCAACAUGGUCUGCACAACUUCGACGGAGUGUGAAUUUCCUGCUGGUCGAUCCGAGAGCUGCUGCGCUGUAUUGGGGCCCCAGUAAGACAUUAAUCUACAAUGAGCCCUAUCAGUCGGUCCUGGCCGAGAGGCAUCCGUGGGCCUUGGGAAAGACUGCGGACCAAGUCUGGCCAGAGGGUCAUCGAGAGCUCUCAGAUGCUUUCGCCAAGGCUGAAGCGACUGGGCAGUCGAGCAGAGGUGAUCGUGAGGUUUUCUUCCUGAACAGGCGCGGCUUCGCCGAAGAAAUGUACGGCUCUUGGUCCAUGUUACCUGUUGUCGGCGGGACAGGCAUCUUAGGCUUUUACAACAACGUACUGGACUUGACCGAACGCGUUCACGAGGAGCGGCAGAUGGCAACUCUCCUGAAGCUUGAGAGGCAGACCGCCGAUGCAAAGGGCCUUCACGAAUUCUGGCCUGCCAUUAUUGACGGAUUGGAGGUCAAUCGCGAAGAAGCUCCUUUCGUGGCACUUUACUCCGCCGUACCACGAGGACAGGCGCACAGCUCGCGCGCCCCAUCAGUAUCAAGCUCGAGUGGGCUCAUGGAAGCAAGCUCGCUCUUGCCUACACGCCACUGGAGUCUAGAGGGCACGCUUGGGAUUUCCGCCAUUAGUGAAGUCUUUCCAAGCCAGAUCAACACCGAGUGGGCGGUGCAACAUAUCACCCCUUCUUUCAAAGACGCCGUCUUAACAGGUCAGCCCCAAGUUAUCACGAUUCUGCCGGACUCGCACAUGUAUCCCGCCGCCAAAAGUCGUGCAUAUGGCGAUCAAUGCACCUCGGCGAUGCUAAUACCACUUGGCAGAGCUCAGGAAGGCGAUGGAGUUGGCUUUCUCAUCCUUGGAAUCAGCAGUCGACGGCAUUAUGACCUCAACUACAAACAGUUCGUUCGUCUGCUCGCGCGGCAGCUCGUAAGCACACUGUCGGCAGUCCGGCAAUCGGAAGAGGAUGCUAGGAAAGCAAACAUGCAAGCAGAGCUGGCAGCAUUGGACCGGAUCUUGCUGUCAGAGAAACUUGCUCUGACUGAGCAGCAAGCCCGAGAUAAUGAGCGACGUUUCCGGUCCAUCGCUGCUCACAUGCCUAUGGCUAUGUACGAAUUGAGUCCAUCGGGGGAGAUAGUAUACGCCAACGACUCAUACUAUGAGUUGCUCGGUGUUGCUCCUCACGAAAUGUAUCCCUAUAUAUGGGAGGACUACAUCCAUAUCGACGACAAAGUCAUGCAUCAACAGAAAAUCAAUCAACUGAUGGCCGGAGAGUCCGUGCGUUUCGAAGUGAGGCUCAAUCGGAAAUAUGUUGCAGGCGACGCCUUGAGUGGAGAAACAAUAGAAGGCGAGACGUGGUUCCUCUCUGCUGCUUUCUGCGUCAAGUCGGAUGAUGGGACCGUUCAGUGUAUACAGGGGACACUAAUUGACAUCUCAAGGCAGAAGCUGUUGGAGGCAUUCCUUGCGAAACGGCUGGAUGAGGCAAUUGAGCUGAAGAGGCAGCAAGAACACUUCAUGGACUUCGUCGGUCACGAAAUCCGCAAUCCUCUUUCUGCGACCAGCCUGUGCGCAAGCUCAAUACAAGGGACUUUGGAAGACUUACUCAAGAACACGACAUUGAAAGACACGACAGAAACAAUCACGAUAGACAAGGAAACGAUACAGACGCAGAUCGAGAACACAGAGAUCAUCACGACAUGCAUACAACAUCAGAAACGAAUCAUCGACGACAUCCUCACCUUGAGCAAGCUGGAUUCAAACUUGCUCGUCAUCACGCCUUGCGAAACGAAACCGGUAGACCUAAUUGCGCAGUCACUGCGGCUUUUUGAAGCAGAGGUUCAAGUCGCUGAUACACAGCUAAGUUGUGUGAUCGACAAGACCUAUCGAGACCUGGGCAUCGAAUGGGUUAUGCUUGAUCCUAGCAGACUGCUGCAAAUUUUGAUCAAUCUCGUUACGAAUGCCAUACGGUUUACCAAGAACGCGCCAGAGCGGAACAUCACUGUAACACUUGCAGCGAGCGAUACACGGCCUAAAAGCUCGGUGGCAGGCAUCCACUAUCUGAAUCAGCCAAAUGCGCCUUCCGCGACUGAAGAGGAGAAUCAACUAGACGACAGUGUCUACCUUCUUAUUGCGGUCUCGGACACCGGCUGUGGCAUGAAACCAGACGAGCUGGAGCGCAUCUUCCUACGCUUUCAGCAAAGUAGUCACAAGACUCAUAUCGAAUAUGGCGGUUCCGGGCUCGGUCUCUUCAUUUCUCGCGAGCUAGCAAGACUUCAGGGUGGCCAGAUCGGAGUUCAUUCGCAACACGGACAAGGCUCAACAUUCGAGUUCUACAUUAAGACGCGCAAAUGCAAUGCACCGAAGUCUACGCUUGAAGAAGCGGAUCAGGAUGACGAGAGUCAGCAGGUUGGCCAACCCGUUCGACGGAAAAGCUAUGUCCCGCAGAGUCACGCUGAACAUCCUACACAUAUCCUUCUGGUUGAAGAUAACCUCGUCAAUCAAAAAGUCAUGUUCCGGCAGCUGAGGAAAGCCGGCUAUGUCGUACAUGUCUCCAAUCAUGGUGGCGAAGCCCUGGAGCACAUCCGUCGCUCCAAAUACUGUCGCAACGACGGCGUUGAGCUGGACGUUGUGCUCAUGGAUAUCGAAAUGCCAGUCAUGGGUGGCCUGGACUGCACGAAACGAAUUCGAAGCAUGGAGUUGCGUGGGGAGAUCGCACGGCAUAUGCCGAUCGUGGCUAUAACAGCAAAUGCAAGAGGCGAGCAACAAACGCAAGCUCUUGAUGCUGGAAUGGACGCUGUGGUAACGAAGCCAUUUCAGAUGGGCGAUCUAUUGAGUGUUGUUGACAAGAUAUGGAGGAAGGAGGGCAUGGCGGACAGAGACAGCGCGUGAGCGACCUGUUCUGAACGAAGCAGAUUCUGUGCAAAUACCCGACGAGGUCGACGAAUGCCAUCCAAAUGUCUCCAAAAGCUGACCCGCGGCCACGCAAUUCACACAAGCGCCACAUGCACAGAACAUGGCCCAGGCU